This is a messenger RNA of Orcinus orca (killer whale), 4709 nucleotides long. RefSeq names its product acetylserotonin O-methyltransferase (gene ASMT). Gene Ontology annotation, biological process: methylation; melatonin biosynthetic process. The transcript has 5 exons. Bases 1572 to 2135 code for a protein of 187 amino acids. Lineage: Eukaryota; Metazoa; Chordata; Mammalia; Artiodactyla; Delphinidae. The record is from RefSeq and is a predicted model, not a curated record. Gene Ontology annotation, molecular function: acetylserotonin O-methyltransferase activity.
UCCUAGCGCAGGGAGCUAUACUCAAUAUUUUGUAAUCUAUAUGGGAGAAGAAUCUGAAAAAGAAUGUACACGUGUAUUCUUUUAUAUAUAACUGAGUCACUUCGCUGUACACCUGAAACUAACACGACGUUGUAAAUCAACUCUACUUCAAAAACAUAAAAAUAAAAAUUGUACCCGAAAUCUAGGGUACAAUUCUGGAAAAAAGAAAAAUAACUGUCUCUCCUUGUGGGGCGUUAAUGGAUCCACCUCUCAUGGCCAAUGUUAUCCCAAACCUUGUGUGCGAGGGAGAAAAAUGCAUUGAUGGUUUAUUCAUUAUUUUUACCCUUUUUGUAUUAUUUGGAGGCACCCCAUUCACUUCUUUAGAUGGAGAGAGAAAAAGAGAAAAUAAACCGUCUUAAGACUCUUGACACCAGCAGGUAGGGAACACCACUGACACCUUCAGGAAAAAGAAAAAGGACUGCGUAUAUUUCCUUGUUUGGAAAAUGCAAACAAUGCAGAAGGAAGGGUGUAGAAUGAAAACGCAGAAGGCCCUGUCUGUCCCCCAUCCCCCGAAUUUCUGCUCCCAGGUGACCAGUGUGACCAGCGAGAGAGGAUUAUAGGAUUUUGAAAACUCACGCGUGGCUUCCCGUGGUUGCAUGUGCCCCUCGAUAUCCCUUGGGCGUCCCCUUUGGAGACCUCAGAGUCCCUCACGGGGGGUGUGCAUUUCCCAGGACAGGUUCUUGCUGUUCCGGGCAGGUUCCGUGAAGAGCUUCUGUGGACGGACAGGGCGGGGGCAGCUGCUGCAGACGCCUGGACCUACCAGGCUCCCACAACUUUGCUCCUGCCCGGCUGGCCAGCCCACGAAUGACGCCCUUGGCCCCUGCCCCUGGGGGGACAGCCCCCACCGGGCCCUGGCGCCCACCCUCCCUGGGGACCGAUCCAUCCACUCCCGUGGGGCAGGAUUAGGGCUGAAACAGCAGGAGCAGUCUCUUCGUGGGUGCAAGGUGGAGCGUCAUUUAAAAACUGUUUUUAUUGUGGUAAAAUAGACGUACUAUAAAAUCUACCAUUUUUAAGGGCACAGUUCAUUGGCAUCAAGUCCAUUUAUUGCUGGGCAACCAUCCCCACCGUCAUGUCCAGAACUCUCCCAUCUUCCCAAACUUUGUCCCCAUUAAACACUGACUCCCCCUCCCCCAGCCCCUGGACCCACCAUCUCCUUUCGGUGAAUUUGACUCUUCUAGGGAACCCUGGUACGUGUCCUUCUGUGUCUGGCUUCUCUCACUCAGCAUCAUGUCCUCAAGGUUCAUCCACAUCGUACCUGAAUCAGAAUUCCCGUCUUUUCUAAGACUGAGUCAUGUUCCAUUGUUUUUACACGGUAUUUUGUGUAUCCAUCCAUCCAUCAGUGGACGCCUGGGUGGCCUCCACCUUUUGGCCAUUUUGAAGAAUGCUUCACGUGAACACACGGGUGUCCACGCUAUCUGGCCCCCUACUUUUGGUUCUUUGGGGUCUACAGCCAGCAGUGGAAUUGCUGGAUCCUGUGGUCAUGCUACGCUGAAUUUUGUGAGGAACUGCCCUGUUUCCCUGAGCACUUGCAGAUGCACGCUCCCUCCCCAUGGCGUGUGCGUCUGAGUGUGGUUCUUAAGAGAAUUAAAGCUGAGUCUGGUUUCUGCCGUUGCCCCGAGGUUCUCUUCGCUGCCUGUGAGCUGGGAGUCUUUGACCUUCUGGCCGAGGUCCCGGAGGCCCUGGGCUCGGCUGCAGUGGCUGCACGUCUGGGCGUCAGCUCCCGGGGGACAGAGCUACUGCUGGAUGCCUGUGUGUCCCUGAAGCUGCUUCAAGUGGAAGUGAGGAGAGAAAAAGCUGUGUAUGAAAACACAGAGCUCGCCAGCACCUACCUGGCCAGAGCCAGCCCCAAGUCCCAGCAGGACAUGCUGCUGUACACGGCCAGGACCACCUACCUGGGCUGGGGCCACCUGGCCGCGCGGCUGUCAGGUGGUUCCGGGGCUCUGGCCAAGGCGUGCAUGUCUCUGUACCCGGGGUCUCAGGUCACCGUGUUUGACAUCCCGGACGUGGUCCAGAUGGCAAAGAGGCACUUCUUAUUCCCGGAGGAUGAACGGAUCGGCUUCUGUGAAGCUUCCACGGGGGACGACGAUGUACGCUGAACGGAUGAACAUUUCCCAAAGAACGUGUUUGCCGCUGCCUGGGUCAUUGCAAUGCCUCCUGCAUCCUCCACGUGGGGCCCCAAGUCUGCACAAAGUGGAACCCCUUUAUGUACAAGGGCCGAAUGCAUCCAUCCAUGUAAGUUAACGGCUCCUUACAGCAGAAACUAACACAGCAUUGUAAAGUAACCAUACUCCAGUAAAAAGUCAUUUUAAAAAUUUAAAAAAGGGACUUCCCUGGCGGUCCAGCAGUUUAGACCCUGGGCUCCCAAUGCAGGGGGCUCGGGUUCGAUCUCUGGUCAGGGAACUGGAUCCCACACGCCGCAGUGACGAUCCAGCCUGCCGCAAGCUAAGACCCAGCGCGGCCACAUAAAUAAAUACUUUUAAAAAAUUAAAACAAAAGUUUGCAUUUUUGGCUUUCAUCACUCCUGCAGAACGACCGUGUCUAUGGGAAGAGCAUCGAAGGGAAAUAUGGUAUUGAAGGGAGACGGCAAUAAGCACAUCCCAAACCCUCCUCUUUUACAGAAUUUUCACGCCUAGCAUCUCAUGGGACCCCUGGGGCUGAGUGUGCAAAAAUGGACUUGCCGGGCUUGUGCAAAUGCAUGCAGGGAGAUGUUUGCUAAGGAGCGGAGUCUGUCCUGUUUGGAACAAUGCACCAGGGUGGGACUGUCACCCCCAACCCCUGCCCUGUGGAGAUGCUGGUGAUGAAACUGUGCUGGAGAAGGCUUACGGGGUCCUCCAGGUCGACUGUGGUUUAUCUCUGGGCUGCCCUGUGCCCAUGUGACUGACACCUGCCUGGCUCUCUAACUGCCUGAUUUCGGGGAGGGGGCCAGCUCUUUCCUUUGGUCUUCGAGACCUGGGGGGGGGGGGUGCAUCCCCCUCCCUUGGGGAUUCCCCUUGGCCAAGCCCACGCUGUAGGAGUGUCUCAUCUAUGAUCUCCAAGGCGCUGACCCGUACAGGAAGGAAGCAAGGAGCUUCUUCAGUGCCAGGCUGUACAAACGGGUAUUAUUCGGACGUUAUCAGAGUUUCAAAGGGCCACCCUCGGCUAGACAAUACCUUGGCACCGUUUAUUUUAAAUUUUCUAAUGUGAUUCUUUAACAAAUGUAAAUCCGUAUAGCAGGGUUUUUUUAAAAAAAUAUUUAUUUAUUUAUGUAUUUGGCUGGGCCGGGUCUUAGUUGGGGCACACGGGAUCUUUAGUUGCGGCACGCAGGAUCUAGUUCCCCAACCAGGGAUCGAACCCCGGGCUGCCUGCACUGGGAGUGUAGAGUCGUAACCGCUGGACCUCCAGGGAAGUCCCUGUGCCAUAUUUUACAUUCCACAGAUAAGCGACAUCAUAGGAUAUUUUUCUUUGUCUGACUGACUUUACCUCAUAUGACAGUCUCCAGCUCCAUCCACGUUGCUGCAAACGGCAUGAUUUUAUUCUUCUUUAUGGCUGAGUCAUAUUCCAUUGUGUAUAUGGACCACAUCUUCUUUAUCUCUUCCUCUGUCGAUGGGCAUUUAGGUCGCUUCCAUGUCCUGGCUAUUGUAAAUAGUGCAGCUAUGAACAUUAUUUUACUUUUUAGAAUAAUAAGUGAUCUUCAUGAUGCUUAUAGAUGGACAUGGCUACAAAAUGGUUAGCUUUGGAAAAGUAGAAAUUGCGUUAAAAAUUUGUCCUUAAUAGUAAAGCCAUCCUCCAGAUACCUGACCCGCCACCCAAGUCAUUAAGCUACCAGCAAAUCAAAGCCUAAUUAGUAUAGGAGACUUCAGUUGGGAAAAUAGAUUCUAAAAUUAAUCAUAAACAGGUUCACAUCUCUCAGGAUGGCUACUAUCAAAAGAGACUCCGGAAAAUAACAAGUGUUGGCGAGGAUGGAGAGAAACGUGAACACUUGUGCGGUGUUGGUGGGAAUGUAAAAUGGUGUGGCUGCCGCAGAGAACAGAAUGGAGGUUUCUCAAAUAGUUAACCACAGAACUACCAUAGGAUGCAGGCUUUGAGUAUUUAGCCAAAAGAAUUGAGAGCAGAAACUCGGAGAGGCCUUUGCACACCCACGUUCACUGCAGCGUUAUUCACAACGGCCAAAAUAUGGACUGUAAACGUCCAUAAACGUAAAUGUUCAUGCAUGGGUGAUGGACACACAGAAUGGGGUCCUUGCACACAGUGGAAUAUUACUCAGUCCUAAAAAAGGGGGGAAAUUCUGACGCAGGCCACGACAUGGAUGGACCUUGAGGACAUGAGGCUCAGUGACACAAGGCAGUCACAGAAGGACAAAUCCUGCAGGCUUCCACUUAUAUGAGGUCCCUAGGGGAGUCAAAUCCAUAGAGACAGAGAGAAGGAGGGUGGGUGCCUGGGGCUGGGGAGUGGGUGUUUAAUGGGGACAGUUUCAGUCUGGGCAGAUGAAAGAGUUCUGGAGGUGACGCUGGAGAUGGCUGUACAACGUGAAUAUGCUCAAGACCACUGAGCUGUACACUUAAAAAUGGUCAAUUUGAUGUUGCAUCUUUUUUCCAUCAUUAAAACAAAUCCCCUAUAAAGAACUGUAGGCACAUUCCCCUCAGCGCAGACGCGAUGACCCAGGCCGCAGAAGGAAUCUGCUGGCUUUGGAG